AUGGCCCAAGACUUUCCCAUGCGCCAGCUAGGCAAAUCCGGCCCCUCGGUCACAGCUACUGGCUGGGGUGCAAUGGGACUCUCUGCGUUCUACGGCCCAAAGGCCACUGACGAAGAGCGUCUCAACUUCCUGGAUAGUGUCUACCAAAGUGGUAUCACAUUCUGGGAUACAUCCGACUAUUAUGGCGAUAGCGAAGAGCUGCUGGGGAAAUGGUUCGCUCGGUCGGGGAAGCGUAAUGAGAUAUUCUUAGCCACCAAGUUCGGCGCCAUUGAAGGCGGGGCUCCCGAGCAGGUGAAUAAGUCGUGUAAAGCGAGCCUGAAAAGACUUGGAGUGGACACCAUUGACCUGUAUUACUACCAUCGUAUGGAUAGGGUCACACCGAUCGAGAAGACAGUGCAAGCCAUGGCGGACCUGAAAAGAGCUGGCAUGGUGCGAUACCUUGGAUUAUCAGAGUGCUCUGCCACCAGCAUUCGGCGCGCAUAUAAGAUCCAUCCCAUCUCUGCCGUGCAGGUGGAAUAUAGUCCCUUUAGCAUGGAGAUCGAGGACCCGAAAAUAAACGUCUUGCAAACCUGUCGUGAACUGGGAGUGGCCCUCGUCGCCUACUCGCCGCUCGGCCGUGGAUUUCUCGGCGGCAAAUUCAGAUCUCCUGAUGACUUUUCGGAAGGAGACAUCCGUCGUGUCUUUCCUCGAUUUUCGGCAGAGAACUUCGAUACAAACGUAAAGCUGGUGGAGGCAUUGGAAGAGGUCGCACAACGGAAGGGAGUUAAAAUCAGUAGUCUAACGCUGGCUUGGCUAUUGGCGCAGGGAGAGGACAUCAUUCCUAUUCCAGGGACGACCAAGCUGGAGAACCUGGCGAACAACAAACAAAGUGUGGUGAUCCAAUUGUCUGAUGACGAAAACCGGGAAAUUCGUGAAGCGAUCCAGCGUGCUGUUGUCGUUGGAUCAAGAUAUCAUCAACAUGCUAUGGCGAGCUUGUUUGCGGAUACACCUACCUUGUAG
Messenger RNA from Venustampulla echinocandica, 999 nucleotides. Its product is annotated as putative Aldo-keto reductase (AKR13). The transcript has 3 exons. NCBI's taxonomy places the organism in Eukaryota, Fungi, Ascomycota, Leotiomycetes, Helotiales, Pleuroascaceae. Gene Ontology annotation, cellular component: cytoplasm. Bases 1 to 999 code for a protein of 332 amino acids. The record is from RefSeq and is a predicted model, not a curated record.